Molecule: messenger RNA, 3980 nt
Organism: Amphibalanus amphitrite
Lineage: Eukaryota; Metazoa; Arthropoda; Thecostraca; Balanomorpha; Balanidae
Gene: Wwox
Product: WW domain-containing oxidoreductase-like
Exons: 9
Coding region: 217-1512 (431 amino acids)
Molecular function (GO): protein binding
Source: RefSeq, a predicted model, not a curated record
GCUUGGUCUGCGUCUGCGUUUUAGCUUCAAUUUGCAGCCAGAUAUGACGCAUCUGUUUCAAAAUAUCCGCAAGUUCUUUCCGGCCAAAAAAACCUCAAACUCCAGGGUGAACUCUGGGUCCACUGAAAGUUUUUACAUUUCAAUUUAGGGCUUUGGUUUUCGCUAUCAGGGAGUAAUCUGGUUUUAAGGCGCGGCGGCGGUGCAGCUCGGGGCGCGAUGCAGCCGCCCGGCUACGACUCGGACAGCGAGGACGACCUGCCGCCGGCCUGGGAGGAGCGCGUCAGCCUCGACGGCCGCGUCUACUACGUGCACCAUGUCGAGAAGGUCACCCAGUGGCGACACCCGCGCACCGGCAAAAAGAAAAUUGUGCCCAGUGAGCUGCCCUUCGGCUGGGAGCGCGUCAUCGACGACAGCGGCAAGGUGAUCUACGUGGACCACGAGAACAAGAAGACGACGUUCACCGACCCGCGGCUGGCGUUCGCCGUCGAGGACCAGGAGGGAGGCGAGCGCGGCCUGCGGCAGCGCUUUGACGCCAGCAGCUCGGCGCUGCACGUGCUGCACGGCCGCGACCUGAGCGGCCGCGUGGCGCUCGUCACCGGCGCCAACUCCGGCAUCGGGUACGAGACGGCCCGCUCGCUGGCCUACCACGGCUGUCGCGUGGUGUUCGCCUGUCGAAACCUGGAGAGCGCGCGCGCCGCCAUCGAGCAGAUCAAGUCUGAGCGGGCCAACAGCGUCUGCGAGCCGCUGCACUGCGACCUGGCCAGCCUGGCCGGCGUGCGGCGGGCGGCCGGCGAGUUCCUCUCCAGACACAGGCACCUGCACAUGCUGGUGCUGAACGCCGGCCUGUUCGCGCCGCCGUACGCGCUGACCGAGGACGGCCUGGAGGCGCAGUUUGGCGUCAACCACCUGGGCCACUACUGUCUGACGCGGCUGCUGGAGCCGGCGCUGGCGCGCACUCGCGGCGCGCGCGUCGUCGUCGUCUCGUCCGAGUCACACCGGCUGUCUCGCCUCUCGGCCGAGGACUUUACUCUGGAGAAGCUCUCCCGUCCCGCCGACAAAUACACGGGCAUCGUGGCCUACAACGACUCGAAGCUGUGCAACAACCUGUUUGCCGCCGAGCUGCACAGACGCUGGCGGCCCAAAGGUGUGACGGUGAGCUGCGUCCACCCGGGGAACAUGGUGAGCAGCUCACUCAGCCGCCACUGGUGGCUCUGGCGGCUGCUCUUCGCCGCCGUGCGGCCCUUCACCAAGUCGCUGCAGCAGGCGGCCAGCACCAGUGUGUACGCGGCCACGGCGCCCGAGCUGGACGGCCUGGGCGGCCUCUACUUCAACAACUGCUGCGCGUGCCCGGUGUCGGCGGCCGCCGCCGACCCGGAGCGGGCGCGCCGUCUCUGGACGCUCAGCGAGGCGCUCAUCGCCGAGCGGCUGGGCGCCGAGGCGCUCCGGCCGCCAGAGCCCGGCGGCGCACAGACUCCGGCGCCGACGGCCCAGGGCGAGCCGCAGCCGCUCUGAGGGAGCCCAGCGAGCCCCAGCCGCUCUGAGGGAGCCCAGCGAGCCCCAGCCGCCGGCUCUGAGGGAGCCCAGCGAGCCGCAGCGGCUCUGAGGGAGCCCCCAGCCGCUCUGAGGGAGCCCAGCGGGCCCCAGCCGCUCUGAGGGAGCCCAGCGAGUCCCAGCCGCUCUGAGGCGAGUGCUGCCGCCGGCGCGGCCACAGCUUACCUGCGCAUACAGACACGCCGACACACACGCAUACAUACCGUCCACACGUCCAACCGGACCCCUUCACUGACGAGUACACUGCAGACGCCACCGCACAGGGGCUGGUGUAGAUGCCAUACCUCCCUGCCGCACAUACAUACGGCAGAAUUUAAAUCAAAACAGUCUCUAACAGAGACUGCAUAUUUCGCACACUUGGGUGUGAGCUUUUCGUAAACCAGAGUUCGUGCUUACACUUUACACUUCGCCCUAAAGUCAGCUUCUUGAAUUCCUCACCGAAUGACUUAGCGGUGGGUGAGUUCAUUUAACAAAUAAGCCGGCGGCUCAAACAAGUUGUGGAGCUGCAUUUGACAGGAACAUAUUGAUUUUGCAAUCAUGCCCACACACCGGCAUUUCUCUGAACAGCGGUACACAAAACUAGGAAAAGCAUACAUUGGCGCAGGCCCAGCGCCUCACGGACCCUCGGGCACACACAGACACACAGACAUCCAGAUCACGCUCGUCCUGGUAAGCUGAGGGACACUGGUAUUCUGAGGGACAGGGGACACACUGGUAGGCUGAGGGACAGCGGACACUGGUAUUCUGAGGGACAGGGGACACACUGGUAGACUGAGGGACAGGGGACACAAUGGUAUUCUGAGGGACAGGGGACACACUGGUAUUCUGAGUGGCAGGGAACACACUGGUAUUCUGAGGGACAGGGGUCACACUGGUAGGCUGAGGGACAGCGGACACUGGUAUUCUGUGGGACAGGGGACACACUGGUAGGCUGAGGGACAGCGGACACUGGUAUUCUGUGGGACAGGGGACACACUGGUAGGCUGAGGGACAGCGGACACUGGUAUUCUGUGGGACAGGGGACACACUGGUAGGCUGAGGGACAGCGGACACUGGUAUUCUGAGGGACAGGGGACUCACAGACACACUCCCGACCGGACCAAGUGCCCCCGUGCGCUGUUUGUACAACUGCUACCGCGGCUUCUAAGUAGUGUCGACGUAGUGCCUCGGUAGAACCUAGCUAGCGUGCAGUGCCAGUGCUGUGUUGGAGCGGCCGCGGGACCGCCGGCUGUGAGCCGUGUGGUUGGUGCUGGCUUAAGCUGUCUGAGACCGCAGUCCGGGACGGCCGUCUUCUGCGGCCGGUCCUAUGAACUCCCAGCCUACUGUGGGGGCUGGGACCUCGGCCCUGUGGGGGCUGGGACCUCGGCCCUGUGGGGGCUGGGACCCCGGCCCUGUGAAUGUGCGAGCCCUGACCAUAGUCACAGAGCUCGAGGUGACCCUGUCUGGUGGGGCUGGACCUGCCGCCGGCCAGACCGCGCGUAAGAUACCCGCCCACACAGUGUAACUGUAGCCAGUAUUCAUUGUCAGCUUUACGGGUGGCUCGGUGUGCAUACCAGCUUAUCAGUUAAAGUGCAAUACAGUAUCAGUUCGUCAAUGGAACCAGUAGCUCCGACCGCGCUGAAGCAUCUGUGGGCCUGCGGCCAAAAUGCUGACCAGAAGCCGCUGCAUAUUGUUUAUCCUAAAUAAGCUGCAUAUCAAUUUAUCACUGAGCUGCAGGUGGUUGUUUUCAGUCCGAAGUAAGUGGUCAUCCAUGCUGCCCGGUAGUAUUCCGUGUUCCACAUUAGCCAUGUGUACCUGACCGGCAGCCGCGAGCUGGUUACUGGGGUGACUCAGAGAGGCGCGGAAUUUCUCCGACCCGAGGAACAACAUCGGGCUCCCAGACUGUCUCAUCUCCCGGGGGGGGGGGGGGGGGCUGUCAGAGUGAACCCGUCUGUCUGCCCCCGGCGGGGGCGGGGGAGGGGGUUCUGAGUCAGCCCUCACUGUCCGCGCAGUCAGCGGCAGAAACAAACCGCCAGCAGCCCGGCCGGUCCGCUCCGCGGCUCAGUUCUCAGAGCGGGAGCGGGGUCCAGGGCGGGCCCUCGGCACACCGCCGCGUUGGGACCGCGGCCUUUGGCUGCGGGGCUGCCUGAACGGGCGCCACGCGGUAAAGCUGGGCCACUUAUACGUUUGUGUGUUUUUGCACCACACAACUGAAGCCAUAGCGAGCUGGAGCGCGCAUGACACGGGUCUGGAAGUCAUAGGUGGCGACUGAAUGGUUCAACGCCACCACUCACUUUUGGAGGAUGAUGUGUACUGCGCAACUUUGUGGCAUUGUGGUGUGCUAGCCAUAAGACUAAUAACUACUGCGCCGAUUAUAUACCUAUUAAUGUUUUUUAUUGUGCUUAUGUACUGGGAUGUCCGUCCAAUGUGAAAUACACGAGGCGACCGAA